UGUUGCUCUUAUUUAACGUGAUGUGCUAUAGUGACUUCAGACUGUGGUGCUGGGCACAAGAGGCUCUGCUGGAAGAGGCUGUGGGUGGUUUUAUAUGAUGUCAUGGUCAAUGUAUUGUAUGUGCAGAAGAAGAGAAACUUUCUGCAAAAGUGGGAAAUGUGGAAGUGUGCAAACAGAACUGUUUUCCUAAAUAAUUUUGGAUAUACACUGCCCUUCUUUAAAGCAGUUAUAGUAAUGUGCAAGUGAAACUUUAAUUUCUUGCAUGCUGUGAGAAUAUUUAUGUAGACAAACUUUUAUUCAAGGCCAGUCUCUUCAUUUUUAAGUGCUUUCUUUUCCUAAGAUGAGCRUUUUGUUUUGUGGGCAACUGUUUUAAUGUGUCAAGUUUUAACCUAUUGCAAUUAAGUGGAAACAAAGCAAAGAAUGAUUACGACUUUUCUUAAUAAAAAAUGUAUGCUUUUUUAUUCAAAACUCUUCUUUUAGAAUUAUAUAGUCAUAAUAUUAAUUUUAAAAAUUUCCAUGGGAAGAAAGGCAGUAAAUAGAUUGUAGCUGACAGAUGGACGUGUUUAUGUUGUAUUAAAAAAAAAAAAGUGCAGUUACCGGUCACCUUCCUAGAAUUUCUUUGCAGAAGUUACUGCCAGGGUUUGAGUGAAAACUCUUCUUGUUCAGCUUAGAUGUUUUGUAAGUGAAGACACUGUCUCAUAUCUAAAUACUCAGCAUCUAAAGCCUUGCCUGAGUUAGGACUUUGAGUUUGCUAACGCAAAUGGGAUUAUUUUGAAAAGUUUGAAAUACAGAUAACAUUGAAGAGUGUUUAGAUAUUGCUUUAAAGCCUACAACAGAACUUCACUCAUUUAGCUAAAGCAUGUAUUGCUUUUUCUAUGCUGAAAUUCUGAAUGCGUUAAUUACCUUGUGUUAGCUAAUACCAUCUUGCCUUUUGUCUAGACAAGAUUUGAAAUCGUCCCGUACACUACUGUGCUCCUUCAGAGACUCAUGCUUGCUGCUGAUGAGAACUAAAAACUUAAUCUUAUUAAAGCAUAUGUUUUGUAGAAAUUGGAAAUAUCUUGGUCACUACUAGGGAAUGGAAUCAGAAUUGCUGAAAGCACAAAUAGAGAAUCGUAAAAUAAUCUCUUCGUUGGCACCAGCUAAAGGUUUGAGAAAAUUGCAGACAGAUUUCUUUGAAGUGGAGAUUGCCUUGUGUUAUGAACUACUGCUGCAUAUCUGAAAAUUGCUAUAUGUCCCCAAAACCCGGAGGGCUUUCUUUUCUAUCAUAUUUGGAAAAAAUGACAUGGAGUGUAUCUACUGGGAAAAAUGGGUCGAUCUAACUCUAGAUCGCAUUCUUCAAGAUCAAAGUCCAGAUCUCAGUCCAGCUCUAGGUCAAGAUCCAGAUCACAUUCUAGAAAAAAGAGAUACAGUUCUAGGUCUCGGUCGAGGACAUAUUCACGAUCUCGCAGCAGAGAUCGUGUUUAUUCUAGAGAUUAUCGCAGAGAUUACAGAAAUAAUAGAGGAAUGAGACGCCCCUAUGGUUACAGAGGAAGAGGUAGAGGGUAUUAUCAAGGAGGAGGUGGUAGAUAUCAUCGUGGAGGUUAUAGGCCUGUCUGGAACCGAAGACACUCCCGAAGCCCCAGGCGAGGCCGGUCACGUUCCAGAAGUCCAAAGCGAAGGUCUGUGUCUUCCCAGAGGUCCCGGAGCAGAUCUCGUCGWUCUUACAGAUCUUCCAGGUCCCCAAGGUCCUCCUCAUCUCGUUCUUCAUCCCCAUACAGCAAAUCUCCUGUCUCUUCCAAAAGACGUGGGUCUCAGGAAAAGCAGGCAAAGAAAACUGAAGGGGCUCCUUUGCAAGAUAGCCCUUUGAAAAAUAAAUCACAAGAUGAACCGAAAGAUACGUUUGAACAUGACCCAUCCGAGUCUCUUGACGAUUUUAACAAAUCAUCAGCAGCUUCUGGCGACAUUUGGCCUGGCCUUUCAGCAUAUGAUAACAGUCCAAGGUCACCCCAUAGCCCUUCUAUUGCCACCCCACCUAGUCAGAGUUCAUCUUGCUCCGAAGCCCCUUUGCUUAGCACAGUCCACUCAGCAAAGGACACACCUCAACAUUCCCAUUCCAUUCAGCAUAGCCCUGAGAGGUCUGGCUCUGGUUCUGUUGGAAACGGUUCUAGCCGUUAUAGUCCUUCUCAGAAUAGCCCAUUGCAUCACGUCCCUUCGAGGAGAAGCCCUGCAAAGACWAUCCCAGCACAGAGCGCUCCCCGGGAGGAGGCUCGGGCGCGUUCGUUUUAUCCUGAAGCUGGAGAUCAGGAAACUGCUAAAGGGGGAAAGUUUCUGAAAAGGUACACAGAUGAAGAGUCUAGAGUAUACCUGCUUGAUAGGGGUAAUACCAGGGAGAAGGAGGCCCAGAAGGAGAGAGGAUCAGAAAAAGGGAGGACAGAGGGAGAAAGGGAAUGGGAGGAUCAGGAAGCUUUAGAUUACUUUGUUGAUAAAGAGCCCGGGAAAGAAAAGUUUAAUGACUCUGAAGGGGAGGACACAGAGGAGACAGAGGAUUAUAGACAGUUCAGAAAAUCUGUCCUGGCAGAUCAGGGUAAAAAUUGUCCUACUACAUCUCACCGGAAUGCUGAGGAGGAAGGAGCCAAAUACAAAUCUAAAAUAUCAAUGAAGGGCAAUAGAGAGAGCGAUGGAUUUAGAGAAGAGAAAAGUUAUAAGCCUAAAGAGACUGGCUAUGUAGCGGAAAGGCCUAGUGCAACAAAAGAUAAGCACAAGGAAGACGACAAAAGUUCUGAGAGACUAACGGUGAAGAAAGAAACUCAAUCACCUGAGCAGGUAAAGUCUGAAAAGCUCAAAGAACUCUUUGAUUACAGUCCCCCUCUACACAAGAAUCUGGAUGCGAGAGAAAAAUCCACCUUCAGAGAGGAGAGCCCACUUAGGAUCAAAAUGAUAGCCAGUGACUCCCACCGUCCUGAAGUUAAACUCAAAAUGGCACCGGUACCUCUUGAUGAUUCCAAUAGACCUGCAUCCUUGACUAAAGACAGGCUGCUUGCUAGCACACUUGUCCAUUCCGUCAAGAAGGAGCAAGAGUUCCGAUCCAUCUUUGACCACAUAAAGUUGCCACAGGCCAGCAAAAGCACAUCGGAGUCAUUUAUUCAGCACAUAGUGUCCUUGGUUCACCAUGUCAAAGAGCAAUACUUCAAGUCAGCUGGAAUGACCCUAAAUGAGAGGUUCACUGCAUAUCAAAAGGCUACCGAAGAGCACUGCACCCGACAAAAGAGCCCAGAGAUACAUAGGAGGAUUGACAUCUCUCCAAGUGCCCUGAGGAAGCAUACCCGUUUAUCGGGUGAAGAGAGAGGCUUUAAAGAAGAAAGUCAAAAAGGAGACAAAAAGUUAAGGUGCGACUCGGCUGAUCUUCGGCACGACAUUGACCGCCGUAGAAAAGAGCGAAGCAAAGAGCGAGGGGACUCAAAGGGUUCCAGGGAAUCCAGUGGGUCAAGGAAGCACGAGAAAACUGCAAAAGAUUACAAGGAUUACAAAUCUUACAAAGAUGACAGUAAACAAAAAAGAGAGCAAGACCGUUCUCGAUCCUCCCCAUCUUCUCCAUCUUCCUCAUCCAGUUCUCGAGAAGAAAAGGACAGCAAGAAGGAGAGAGAUGAAGAAUUCAAAACCCACCAUGAGCAAAAAGAAUAUUCCAGUUUUGCGGGAGUCAACAGGCCAAGAGGAACCUUUUUUCGAAUUAGGGGCAGAGGAAGAGCCAGAGGAGUUUUUGCUGGAACAAAUACUGGUCCCAGCAAUUCAAAUACUACUUUUCAAAAGAGACCGAAGGAGGAGGAAUGGGAUCCUGAAUAUACUCCAAAAAGCAAGAAAUAUUUCUUGCACGAUGACCGAGAUGACGGUGUAGAUUAUUGGGCCAAAAGAGGAAGAGGCCGUGGUACUUUCCAGCGUGGCAGAGGUCGUUUUAACUUCAAAAAGUCAGGUAGCAGUCCGAAGUGGACGCAUGACAAGUACCAAGGGGAUGGGAUUGUGGAAGACGAAGAAGAAACGAUGGAGAACAAUGAAGAAAAGGACAGGCGCAAAGAAGAAAAGGAAUAACCCUGGAAAAAAAGUCCUAGCUGAAAAAGCAGCUCUUGCACCAUCCACACAGCAUUUUUAAUAUGUUUUUUGUUGUCAAAUGAAUGUAAGCAUUUUACUUAAAUUUUACUGUUGGAAAGUAGUUUAGAGGGAUUGUUUUUGUUUUAAGCCUUUAGAAAUCUUGAUAUAGUAAACUAUGUUAAUGAUCGUACAGGUAGAAAGUAAAAUAUUUGUAACAACUUUUAAGAAAUUUUACUGUUUGUUAUAUGCAGUGUAAUUCUGCUUUGUCCAAAUAUAUGGUCAAGUACAACUCAGUUUUGAUUCUUCCCCCCAUGUCUGUGUUUUAUUCUGAAGUAAACUUACAGCUCUGCACACC
This is a messenger RNA of Nothoprocta perdicaria, 4417 nucleotides long. RefSeq names its product BCL2 associated transcription factor 1 (gene BCLAF1). NCBI's taxonomy places the organism in Eukaryota, Metazoa, Chordata, Aves, Tinamiformes, Tinamidae. The record is from RefSeq and is a predicted model, not a curated record. The coding region runs from base 1306 to 4062 and encodes 918 amino acids. Gene Ontology annotation, cellular component: mediator complex. The transcript has 14 exons. Gene Ontology annotation, biological process: positive regulation of transcription by RNA polymerase II. Gene Ontology annotation, molecular function: DNA binding; transcription coregulator activity.